Messenger RNA from Leptopilina heterotoma, 2379 nucleotides. RefSeq names its product toll-like receptor 13. NCBI's taxonomy places the organism in Eukaryota, Metazoa, Arthropoda, Insecta, Hymenoptera, Figitidae. The record is from RefSeq and is a predicted model, not a curated record. The transcript is spliced from 4 exons. Bases 23 to 2344 code for a protein of 773 amino acids. Gene Ontology annotation, molecular function: protein binding.
AAAAUUUUUUUCUUUGAAGAAAAUGAAUAAUUUCUUGAAGAUACUGAUUAUUUUUCUAAUAUUCAGAAAAAUAAGAUCGAUUGAUGAUAAAAGUAGAAAUCCAACAGUGUGCCAUAGUACGGUUACAACAAGUGAUUUUUUAAAAUUUUUAUGCUACAUUCCUUCGAGUAAUAAUAAUCCAACAGGAUUAAUUCCACAUUAUUACAGUAUCGAUUUAAAGACAACUAGUAAAAAAUUAGAAUGCUUCGGUUCACCAAAUUGGGAGGAAUUUAAUAUUGAUAUAAGAAAUUCUUUUAAGCAACCAAAAAUGUUAACCAUCAAAAAUUGUUAUUUUCAUCAGAAUACAGUAUUAGAAAAUAUUGCCAAAUCAAUUGGCGCUGAAGAAACUGAAGAAAUUUAUUUAAAAAUGUUUAAUGAUAAAGAAAUAAUACUCAAUGAUGAAAUAUUUCGUGGUUUUUUGAAUUUAAAAAAUUUAUACAUAUUAAAUAGUUUUAAAUUAAAAAAUCUCACUGAUAAUACAUUGAAAUAUUUUCAACGUCUCGAGGGUGUUUAUAUUUACAAUGACAGUCUAGAGGAAUUGCCGGAAAAUAUUUUCCAAACACAGAAAAAUUUAAAAGUCAUUGAAUUGGCUAAAAAUUCAUUGAAUAUCAUUAAACCAAAUACAUUUCGUAAUUUAAAAAAAUUGAGAGUUAUAAAUUUAAUCAGAAAUAAUAUUGAAACUAUUGAUUUGAAUGCAUUGCAAGAUUUAGUAAAUUUAGAGAAAUUAAUUCUUGCUGAAAAUAAUUUAAAAACAUUGCCACUGUUUGAUAAAUUGGAAAAACUCAGAGAAUUGAAUGUUGCUGGCAAUAAAUUGGAAAAUAUUGCUGAAGACACAUUUAAAGGACUAGAGAGUCUUCGUGUUUUGAAUUUAAAGAAUAAUUUCUUUAAAACAUUUCAUGAUAGUAUUUUUCAUUGUUUGACUAAAUUAGAAGUAUUGAAUCUGAAUAGUAAUCAAUUGACAACAAUUUCCAAAUCAUUGAUAAAAAUAGACAGUCUGCAAGCAUUAAAAGUAGCCAAUAAUUCAUUAACAACAAUUGAAAAUGGCGCUUUUGAUGGUGCUAAAAAUUUAAUAAACAUUACAUUGGCACAAAAUGAAUUGAAUUUCACCGAUGCAAAUGCAUUUCAAAUUUUCUCAAAAUGUCCAAAUUUGAAAGAUUUGAAUCUUUCUUUUAAUAAUUUCAGUGAAUUUCACAAUGAAUGGAUUUCAAUGUCGAAUAAUUAUAACUUAGGUGUUUUGAAUCUUAGUUAUAACUUCAUAUCAAGUUUUGUUGUACCGGAAGUAUUUAACAACGAUGUUCCCCUUUUUAUUGACAUACAAUACAACAGUAUAACCAAUUUAGUGCUUGAUUUAAUUCAAAAUGAGAAAUUUAAUUUGAAAAAUAAUGUAACAUUGGACAUAAGGAAGAAUCGUAUUGUCUGUGACUGUAAAUUUUAUCCUCUAUUAAAGCACAUAAAUGGCGAAUUAAUUGAGCCAAAAAUGAACACAUUGAACGUUGAAGUGUCAAAUUUAAAAUGCUACAGUCCAAGAGACUAUAGAGGGACAUUAUUGUCUGAUAUAAAAAUUGAUGAAUUCAGUUGUGAUUUUAAGAAAUCUUCUGAAUUUCCAUCCGACUGUGAUGUUGAUUGUCCAAUGAAAUUGAACAUAAUGAAAAAUCUACUUACUUAUCAUUGUGAAAAUAAACGUUUAACGAAAGCACCGGCAGUUUUAUGCUCAACACCAAAUUAUCAGAUAGAAAUGAAUUUGAAUAAUAAUUAUAUAUCAUCAUACAAUCCAUUAAUUGGACCAAGUUAUGAAAAUGUUACAAAUCUAUUGUUGGCUAAAAAUAGAGUGACAUUUUUCAGCAGUAAAAUAUUGUUCUUACACAAAAAUAUCAAGGUUAUCGAUUUGAGCAAUAAUCUCAUAAACAGUAUAAAUUAUCAUGACGCUUAUAUAAUAGUUACAAAAUUAAAUAGCAUUAAACUUAGUAGAAAUCCAUUAAUUUGUGGCAUGCAAUAUUAUAAUUUACGGAAAUAUCAAAAUAUUAUUGUGGAUUAUCCCCAAAUGAAAUGUACGCAAAGAGCAGAUUGGGAGAAGCAAUGGAUAGCGUUACAUCUUAGAAAUAAAUAUUCCAUCUGUGAAUUUCCUAUAGAGAAAGUGUAUGAAAUUUGGGGUCAAAAUUGUAGAGCGCCUGAUAAUCGAACUCACCUUGGAACUUUAUUAAAUCGAGCUGCUGUUUAUACUUAUCCAGAACAAACAUCUAAACGCACACUACGUCCUGGACAAGUUCAAAUUACUCAAUGGGAAAAAUUUGAUAAUUAUGAAUAAUUUUUUUUUUUUGAAAAUUGUCCAUUUUUUGGUGA